AUGGCGGCGUUGCUGGAGGAGGGAGAGGAGGUGGUCGGCCCGUCCGAGGGGCCCUGUGAGGACAUCAGGCAGGUCUUGUUCCCGGAAGAUGAGGACAGCGACUACGGGAGCCACAAAAAACUGGGCCGGGUGUCGCCGUGUCGUGUUUUAGCGGGAAACGUCCAGUUCCCCGACUUAUUCCAAACAAAUAAUCUCCUCUUCUAUGAGAGGUUUGAGGCAUACAAGGAUUAUCUCCUGGGAGAUGGGAAACCCUCCGAAGUGAUGGAGUUUAUAUCGGAAUACUUGGAAAAGGCUCUGGAACCUUCCGGCUGGAGGGCUGUUUGGCGCACGGACAUCUUUGAGGUUCUUGUAGAGGUGACCGAUGUGUCCUGCUCCAAUUUAAAGGCUGUUGUCAAGCCGUGUGAACCGUUCACGUGCGAGUAUCGCAUGGAGUGCGUCACCGAGCAGAGCAUCCGCGACCUGCUGGAAGUGAAGGAGCAGAGGGUCCCCCUACAGGAGCUUUAUGUGGUCUUUGAUGAUUCAGGAGAAUAUGACCAGACCGCCAUGUCUAUUGAACAUGUCAGGUUCUUCUUCCAACACAUCUGGCGGCCCUGGGAUGAAGAAGAGGAGGAUUAUUUUGAUUACUUUACAAGAUGUGCCGAGCCACGAUUACGCUUGUUUUAUGACAUUCUGGAAGAGCGCAUUCCAUCCGAGCUGGUAUCUGAGUAUAACGCCAUUCUGGCACACUGUACGCAGGUCUACUCUCAGUUCAACAAUCUCCGAAAUGUGUUAUCCAACAGCGACUCUGACACAGAGCUGGAUAAUGUGUCCAUGGUGGAAGGAAUGAAGAUGGACGGUGAGAUGGAGAAUCUGAAAAGGAAGCUAAAACUGAUUGAGAACCCCUUGCUGAGGUACCUGUUCUGUUGUCAGAAGAGCCCUGGAACAUACAGCCUGAAAAAAAAGGGCCCCCGUCCCGCAGGUGGAAGAGUCAUUCAUGUUGUGUCCACAAGUAUGACAAUUGACACCUUGACCUGUCUGACUAGAGAGCGACUAGAGCCGGAGUCCUGUAACCAAAACCAGGAGAUCCAGUUCCACAAAGAUCUCCUGGAGGCAGUGAAUGUGUGCUAUGAUGGGGAUCUGGUCCUGAUUUGUCCUGGGCAUUAUAACAUAUACAGCCAAAUCUGCAUUGCGGACUCUGUGCAUAUAGAAGGUUAUGGGAUGCCAGAUGACAUUAUUAUCGAGAAGAAAGGGAAAGGAGACAAGUUUGUGGAAUGUUGCGGUCCCAGUGUGAAAAUUUCCAAUGUGAAGCUCAUCCAGCACAAUGCCGUGGAAGGGAUUGUCAGUGUCCUCGGAGGGAAGACCGAGCUGGAGAACUGCGUCUUUCAGUGCGACACCACCGGCAUUACAGUGAAGAAAUCGGCGGAACUGGUUAUGAAAUAUUGUGACUUGUAUGGAGCAAAGGGAGCCGGCCUGGAAAUCUAUCCCGGAAGUAGCUGCAGCUUGACGGACAAUGGGAUCCACCACUGCAAAGACGGCAUCCUGAUCAAGGACUUCAUUGACGAGGUUCACGAUCUUCCCAAAAUAUUCCUGGAGCACAACGUGAUCCAUAACAACGAGGGCUACGCUGUGGUUCUGGUGAAGCCGAGCGCUUCAAUGGAGAAAAUGAGGCCGGAUCAAGAAGAUAAAGACUCUAACUCCACCUUGACGGAAGGUAAGACCACCACAGCCACGGCCCGGUUGGAAUCUGGCGAGAUCGCGCCGUCAGAAGACAAUGAUGACCAAGCGGAGAGUAACGCUGAGGAUUCUGGGAAGCCACCGACCUCUGAGACGGAGGUGGAAAUUCUUCCUGGCGCGGAGGAAGAGUGUAACCCAUUACUUACCACAGAUCCGAACGCUUAUUGCAUCGCUAGCGAAGAGGCGGAUGGCAACCAGACCAUCGCCACCGAACUGACCGCAAACUCCCGACGGAAGACCAUGAUCUACAAGAAGAGGCUGAGCGCGCUGGGGAUCACCAAGGCCGAGGACGAGCACAUCCUGUCCCAAGGAAUGUUCCUCUCCAUCGCCAGUAAUCAGUUUAAGUGGAACGGUAAAGGCAGCUUUGGGACCUUCCUCUUCUAAACGUCACUUUUCACGCGC
Messenger RNA from Nanorana parkeri, 2115 nucleotides. It is a transcript of the gene SHCBP1, whose product is annotated as SHC binding and spindle associated 1. Lineage: Eukaryota; Metazoa; Chordata; Amphibia; Anura; Dicroglossidae. The coding region runs from base 1 to 2097 and encodes 698 amino acids. The record is from RefSeq and is a predicted model, not a curated record. The transcript has 13 exons. Gene Ontology annotation, biological process: fibroblast growth factor receptor signaling pathway.